AUGAUGUUUUUGUUUUUAUUUCGAACUUUAAUUGAAUUUAUUAAAGUUCCUUGUGAUUUCUAACAAUGAGAAUUAAUCGUUAUUAUAUUCUAAAAUGUAUAGACUAUAGCUUCCAAACCGUAUAUCGUAGGAGAUAUCACGGUGUCCCAUUUUUAGAUUUUUACGAACAAACUACUGGGCGCAGUGUGACAAAAGCCUGGCUCCCACAAUUGAAGAAAAAACAUCCACACAUUGAUCAACUUAGCUAUGACCAAUUACAAGUUUCUUUACAAAUAUUGCAAAAAUUUUGCAUAGGUGCCUUAGACGCUUGUUAUAAUCCACAUGUAUUUGUAAUGAAUCCUAUAACUAUGGAUAAUUAUGGAUCAAUAUUAUAUGAAUGUGGAUUUAUCAAUAUUUUACCUAAAUACAUCAUCAAGUACCAUACACUUGUGAAAUCUCGAACUAUAAGUCAGCUCAAGAAAGAAGGUCUGCUAAAUGGUGAUAUUAUAUUAGAACAACACCUACAAGAGUGCUUUAAGGAUUGGCCGGAUGUUUGUAAAUCAUUACUGCAUUUCCGGGACACUGAUACAUCUAUUUUAACAGUCCGCAUGAGUGUUCUGGAGAGGUACUUGACAUGGAAGCUGUCUAUAACCAAUGAAGAAUUCCAAAAAUAUUGUAAAAAUUACUUGCCAUUAAAACACAAACCUAUGGCUGAUAUACAGGAAGCACUGGAAUUAGCUGAGAAUGAAAUCAGAUUUGAUACAGAUGAGAUAAGGAGAAACGGUUUUAUUAUAUCAUCUGACCCAAUCAAUACUAAACUUAUUAUUGAAAAUGUACCUUCAUUGGCUGGAUUCGAUAUUAGAGAUGCUAUAAAAAUUGAACCAGCCAUAUUGAAAAAUAAUUAUAAUGCUCUUUUAAAAAUAAGAAAUUUGUUAGAGGAAUACCGGAUUUCUGAAGAAGCCCAAAGACAUUGUUUAAAAGUAUACUGCAUGCGGCCAUCUACAGUGCAAAAAAGAUUGGAUGAAUUAGGAAAUAUGAAAGAAUAUCAAAUAUUACACACAAAUCCUAGGGUAUUGUCCAUGGUGGUCCAUAAGAACAAAAUGGUGCAACGACUAUCGAAGAUUGAAAUAGCUAAGAAACAAUGUUACAGUCUCAACCACCUUGUGUCAUCAAGUAAAGUAUUUAAUGAUUAUAUUACAAGUUUCGGUAACAAAGUAUGCGGACGAGAUAUAUCCAUCCUCAUAUGCACUUCUCUAAAAAUAACUAAUGAUGAUGAUAAAAAACUAGCCAAAUCAAUUAUCCAAAAUGUCCACUCUAAGCUAAGGAGACACAAGUACUAUCUUUAUUCAAGUCUGCACGUCAUAGCCGAAACCAUUGAAUAUCUGAAAAAGAGCUUUGAUGACAAAACAAUAUUAGAUAAUUGCCAUUUACUACUGUAUCCCAUUUGUGAAAUAGAACUAUAUUUAGAAACUUUUCUGAAACUGCGAAACGAGGGCCGCUCCGCAUUCCAGUCAGCCCACAUGGACGCCAGUUACAAUAACAUAAAGUACUGGGCUCUGACUGAUGAACACAUACUCAGUUUGGUGCUGUAUGAAAUUGAGAAGAAGUACCACUUCAGCGGCGAUGGCAUCUGGGCCAGGCAAGAUGGAGUCAAAUUGGAUUCUAAAGUAGCUAGUUGAUGUAAAGUUUUAGUACCUAGUUAGAUUUGCUCCAUUCCUUAUACUGACAAAAAAUGCCUCAAACAGCUUUUAUUUGUAUUAUAUAUGCCUUGUCUAUUUUAAGAAUACGACGUAAUUUAAAAAAUAUAUGCAUUGUAUGAAAAGUAUCCAAAGUUUUUGAAAUUAAUAUAAUGGGUUUUAUAAAUUAAGUAGGCAUAUACAAUAUUUUAAAUAAAACACUCAAAUAAGCA
This is a messenger RNA of Plodia interpunctella (Indianmeal moth), 1888 nucleotides long. RefSeq names its product transcription termination factor 5, mitochondrial-like. The coding region runs from base 66 to 1658 and encodes 530 amino acids. The transcript is spliced from 8 exons. The record is from RefSeq and is a predicted model, not a curated record. Lineage: Eukaryota; Metazoa; Arthropoda; Insecta; Lepidoptera; Pyralidae.